AUGAGAGAGUGUGAAAGAUCUUCACUUUAAGGACAUAGCAAGGCAUGCAUUCCCAUCUAUCAUUGGCUUACCUCACUCUCACUCACUCUCUCUCUCUCUCUCUCUAACACACCUUUUCUCUCUCUAUGUUUGUUUUUUGAGCGCGUGUGUUUAUGUCUGCUUGCUUUACUGCUCUUGCCCUCUUCCAUGGCUUGGGUCAAGCUUCUGUAUCUUUCUGUCUUUCUCCAUGGUCACUUUCUUUCUCUCUCUAUUUUCUCUCUCCUCUGGCUGAUUACUUGGGAACUCUAAAACAGUGUCCCCUAUCACAGGGCUCCCAGUAGAAGCUGACUUUGAAGGGUUUCUUCUGUUCCCCUUUGGAUUGCUUGUCUCACUGUAGAUUUGAUUCACCAAAAGGCAUUGAGCUCGAGAGUUUCAAGUGCUUUAAUGGGCAUUAUUGCUUCCAGCUGCAACUUGUGGGGUCUUGCUUCAACCUCACUCCUCUGAGAUCUAGUGGAACUGUAGAUUUGUAGAUGGGGAUGGAGAUGGAGUUGGAUUUCGGGAAGACCUGCACUGUGGGUCACAGCCCUAAGACUGUUCUUCUUCCGUCUCAUCGGCAUCACCGCUCGAGCAUCAAGAAGAGGAAUUCCAAUUCAUCAAUAAAACCUGUCCUUAGAGAUGAUCUGCUGAACCUCAAUGAAGACUUUCUUGAGAUCGAUUUCAGCCGCUUCCGUAGUGUUUCGUGCAAGAGUGUACCUUCUAGGCCCUCAGGGAUCGAGGGCAAAGUAGAGCUGAAGCGAGCCUCAGUAUAUCGGACCUCAAGAGAGAUUCGGAGGACAAAGAAUAUGGGGACCACUGAGCGCAGAAAGAUUGAGAUGAGGAGUUCGGGGAUGGUUGAGGAGAGAAAGAAGAUUGAAAUCUCGAGGGGCAGUGACACUACUUCUUGCUUGAGUAUUGUAGAUUCUUUGUGCAGCUCAGAUGAGGGAAGCCCAAGGAAGCGAUCUUCGUCAGUGAUUUCUCUGAUGAGCUCCGAGGUUAGUAGAAACUCUCCUUCUGUUGAAGUUGCCGAAAGUUCGCAAAGAGAUUUGAAAGAGAAUGUUAAAUUUAGGUGUGAUGAGAUCGUCAGUCGCGUUAAUGAUGGUAAUGGAAUCCGAGAAAUGGAAGCAGUUCGCCCUUUCCCAAAAUCAUUAACAGCAAAGUUGCAAUUGCCCCAUUCACCUUCUAGCCUAGAGAGUGGAAGGGCGAGUUCAAAAGUUCGGUUCAGUCCCAUCAGAAAGAUGUUUGAUCCUCUAGUGAAGUCUAAGUCUCUUCGGAACCCCCCGGUUCAUGCCCGAGAAUAUAGGGAGCUUAGGACAAUCGAAAAGGUCAACAAGAUAACAGACAUAACAUCCCCUCCCAAUGAUGUUUCAAUUGCGGAAAAGAAUUGCGAAACUGAGACUCAAGCUCCAAAGACUAAUAGUGCAAAUUCAGCGGUAACAAAUUCUCCGAUUCACCUACACGGGAUCCUUAAACUGGGGGGAAAGGACAAUCAUGAGGACCCGUACUUUGACUUCUCAGUGAAGGGUUCGGAAGAUGUUUUUCUUGCCAAGACAUGGAAAGGGAAUGACAAGAGUAAUUCCUUCAAUUGUGUCUACACUUUUCAUUCAUUGAACAGUCGGAAAAGGAGUGUAGGACUGGGAUGGGAGUCUGCUGAGAAGUACUCAACAAUUGUGGGCCAGAUGCAAGUUUCGUGUUAUUUACAUUCGGAGUUGAAGAACAAUGGAGGAUUUCACAAUUCUUUGGUGAUGGAAUCUGUUCUCCACGAUAUUGCCCAAGCACGACGAAGCACAGCUCAAGAAAGAUCCAACUCUUUGCCCGGCAUUAGAUCUCCUCAAAGUUCAAGCUCUGGAUCAGUUGGGCAUGGAGAUUUUGGCUCAGUGGAUUCAAUUCCUUUGAAGUCGGGUGAUCCACAUUCAGACCUUGAGAUUGCAGCUGUUGUUAUCGAGGUUCCUUGCGAGAGAAGAGAGAGAUUUCUGUACAAUGGCCCUGAUGAAAAAGUCACUGUGGUAAUACAGAGUGGAAGUCACGGGCGGCCCGAGAGUGAUAGUUCUGGUCCUGGGCCAGGUCCAGGCCCAUCAUCAUUGUUGGAAAGGUGGAGAUCGGGCGGAGGCUGCGAUUGUGGUGGAUGGGACAUGGGCUGCCCGCUUACUGUUCUAGGCUGCCUAAGUGGCCGACCGCUCGAAGAUCAGAAAAUUAUGGAGAGGAUGAACCAGCGGCCAUUGGAACUAUAUGUUCAGGGAUCUAAAGAUGUGACCCCAGCGUUGUCCAUCACUUUCAUGGAAGAAGGACAUUACUCGGUCGAUUUCCACGCACAACUGUCCUCAUUACAGGCAUUCUCGAUCUGUGUUGCAAUGUUUCAUGGUGCUGAAGUCUCUGCCUCUUCAGGACAGAACAGUAGGGAGCUCUCACAGUGCAACUCCCUGAAGACGCUCAUUGAAGAGGAAGUGAAGAACCUAAUCGAAGCAGUUGCGGAGGACAAAGGUAUCCUGAAGAAGGUACAAGAUGUUCCGACCUCUUACCUGCUCAACCCGCCCUUCUCUCCGAUAGCUCGAGUGUAAGGCAAAAAGAAGUCACUUUCCGGGUAAAAGGAUGAGCAGCCUCUUCUUGGAACAGUCUUGGAUGGACGAUCAGAACAGAUAAAAAGAUACCAGAGAUGUGUGACGAGAACAACCCAAAGGUUUGGCUUGGUAAGCCACUCUACAGCUCAACUGGAUCAAAAUUAUGAGAGGCAUUUCCACCCAAAUCUGCCAUGAACGGAAGCUUUGAUGGUGGGGGCUGGGGGUGCGGGGGUCGGAGUUUCCAAGUGAUAUAGGAUGAUGCAAUAUGGGUCACCACAGAGGUGGUACCGGGAUUCUUUCUGUAACAUUUGAGUUUGUUUUUUACAGUUCCGGAUACACAUGUAGGGGAUGGGAAUGCUGCAAUGCUGUCAAUAGUAAGGGAGUAAAAACAGGGAUUACAAAAUGUUGUUGCUUAAUUAUUAUUCUGCAGUAUGUGCAAGAAAAAUUUAAACUGUUUGCACUUC
This is a messenger RNA of Punica granatum (pomegranate), 3037 nucleotides long. The record is from RefSeq and is a predicted model, not a curated record. Lineage: Eukaryota; Viridiplantae; Streptophyta; Magnoliopsida; Myrtales; Lythraceae.